AUAUGACAAAAGGUUUUGGCAUAAUGAACAAAUAUUACGAGCAAACUUACCUUCAAAUUAUAAAGCCUUAUGUGCCAGUUCUACACACGCUGAUUCAUUUGUAAGAAAUACGCCAAGCAGUUCUGGAUAUUUUUUUUCGCUCGCAGAUUAAUCUGAGAAUUUUGAAAAUACUAUGUUGAAAUUUGUCUUUUACCUGUGCAUUUCCACACUUAUUUUUCGUGAGUGUAGUGGAUUUUGGUUUGAUCUUUUUAAUUUUGACAAUGAAAAAAGUACAACGGAUUCAUCAAGUGAAAACUGUUUCGAUGAACUGGUGGACUGGAUUUCAAAAUGUUUCUUUGGAUUAGAUUCUAAAACCGGUAAGCCGAAUUCUAAACCACCUGUUCAAAAUCUGACAACCCCUGGACAAAUUAAUCCCGAUUUGGGAACAAAAAAUUCGUCAGUAACUGAGAAACCGAUUUCUGCAUCAAAUGCUAGCCCAGAUACUAAUUCAGUAAAACCAGCUCUAUCAGCAGUGACUCAAAGUGCAUCAAUUUCUUCAGCCACUGACAAAGAUGAUAAUACUAAGAUCAAAAAUCCACCAGCAUUGUCUCAAAAUACAGUCAAAAAAGAUGAUAAUACUCAGAUUCAAAAUCCAACAUCAUUGUCUCAAAAUUCACUAAAAAAAGAUGAUAAAAAUGAGAUGCAAAAUCCAGCAGCAUUGAUACAAGAUUCAACCAAAAAAGAGAAUAUUGCUGAGACCCCAAAUUCACCAGAAUUGUCUCAAAAUUCAGAUAAAAAAGAUGAUAAUAGUCAGAUUCAAAAUCCAACAGAACUGCCUGCAAAUUCACCAAAAAAAGAGGAAAACACCCCUAGUGAAGAAACUAACGCGGGUACGACGUAAGCGAAAUAAAGGUCCACUCCGGAACAUAAAUUUAAUUCAGAAUGUAUUACCACGUAUUUGUUAAAGAUAUUUUUUAGUUUAUGAGAAUAUAUUCAUAGAUAUAACUCUAAGUCUACUAUUUGCUUAUAGUUUAGAAUAUUUAUAUUUGUAGUCGUUUUUGUAUAUACUGCUGACACUGCGACUUUGAGCCUUCGA
This is a messenger RNA of Belonocnema kinseyi, 1075 nucleotides long. RefSeq lists its product as uncharacterized. NCBI's taxonomy places the organism in Eukaryota, Metazoa, Arthropoda, Insecta, Hymenoptera, Cynipidae. The transcript has 8 exons. The coding region runs from base 173 to 880 and encodes 235 amino acids. The record is from RefSeq and is a predicted model, not a curated record.